Molecule: messenger RNA, 1143 nt
Organism: Rotaria sordida
Lineage: Eukaryota; Metazoa; Rotifera; Eurotatoria; Philodinida; Philodinidae
Source: the annotation of a GenBank genome assembly
AUGUCAGGUGAUAAAUUUCACAGUACAAUUGAGCUAUUAUCUGUAGAACUUUGGCGAGAAAUCUUUGAAUAUUUCAAUGCAAAUGAUUUAUGGUAUUCAUUUCGUGAUUUGAAUAGAAAAAUUGAUGCAAUUAUUGAUCGAACAGUGUUAUAUUUAAAUUUUACAAAGCAAGGUACUUAUGAUUAUUUUAUGAAAAAUAUUUUAUUGUCAAUGAAGGCUAUUAAUGUUCGAUCAUUAAAGUUUACAAAUUCCAAUGAAAUACAACAUUUUUUCUCGAAUUUUUCUCUUGAUUCAUUAAUUUAUCUUCGUUUAUUAUCUUUAAAGUCUAUGUAUUCUUUUAAUGAUAAUUUGUUUAUAUUCUGCAGUCAACUUUCAUCUUUGAAAUAUCUACAAUCAUUAGAAAUUAUUUUUUGUGGUAUUUCGCAAGUUAAUAAUUGUGUUCAGGAAAAGAAAUAUAUUAUUCAUUCGAUAUUUAAUAAAGAUUAUUGUCCAUCAUUAAAAUCUUUCAUCAUUAGUACUUGUGGUACGCAACAAGACACAUCCGAAAUUACAUCGAUAAUUACAACAACUAAAACAACAAAUAUUCAACAUGUAUCGAUCGAUCUAUUGACUUUUAAUGAUUUAAUUAAAUUACUUCCUGCUCUACAAAAUGUUAAAUCAUUUUAUACGGAUAAUCUGUUAUUUAAUGAUGGUAUGUCUAAUGAACAACACCAGUCAAUGAUAAUUAUCAUGCCAUUGUUACCUAGAUGUAUUCGUUUGCAUGUAAAAUUAUCCGAUGAUAUAAAAUUUGAACAUGUCGAAUAUUUAUUAAAGCAAACACCGAAUUUAAAAAAAUUAUUUAUAUGGGGUUGGUAUCCUUUACUUCAUGCUAAGAAAUGGGAAUCUUUACUAUCUAUAUACUGUACAAAAUUGAUAAAUUUUCAAUUAAUAUGUACUGGAUAUAUUUUUUAUGAUAAUUUUGGUCAUGCAAUAGAUGAUUUUAAACAAAUAUGUCAAGUAACAUCAUUUUGGUUCGAACGAAAUGCUACCAUUUCAUAUGAUGAAGAUUGUUUGAGUCAUGGUUAUUGUACUGACAUUAAUGUUCAAUUUAAUAUUAAAAACAAAGUGAGUUUAAUACGAAAUUCUCAUUGUUUGCAAUAUUAA